ACACGAUGAUCAAUUUUUCUCUUUCUCUGACCAAAUCUAUGUCCUAUAGCUUCAUAUGGAUGCUCUUUGUGAUCCAUAUAUCUUGUGUUUUAUCAGCCGAUGGGAAUCACAUACUCUGCAGUCCCUCGUUUACUUGUGGUAAUCAGAGAGGUCUCUUGUACCCUUUCUGGAUUGCUGGCAGAAAAGAAUGCGGUCACCCUGACUUCGAGCUUGACUGUAACGCAGGAGUCCCAGAGCUUAGCAUUUCUUCUGUCAAAUUUAGAAUCCUAGGUGCGGAUUAUGACUCUGGUAUCAUAACACUCGCCAGAUCCGAUAAUAUCGACGAUCCGUGUCUCCCAAAUUCCUUCACUACGUCAUUCAACGAAACCGUCCUUCCACUUGCUUCUACCACCGACCUGCUAACCAUUUAUUACGACUGCAACCGAAACGUUUCAUCGUUUGUUUCUACUUUUGUUAAAGAGCUUGAUUGUCCAGAUGAUGGGACUGAUGAUAGAAGAAAUUAUUAUCUGACGAGAAACCUCACGUUCCUUCCGCCGUCCCUUAAACUUGAAGGGAAUAGUUUCCUUUUAAACGACUUUGGGGGAUCUUGCAGUAGAAACGUCAGUAAUCCCGCUUCUAGAACCGCGCUGAACACACUGGAGAGUACUCCAAGUACAGAUAAUCUAAAGAUUGCACUUGAAGAUGGUUUCGCGCUUGAAGUUAACUCAGAUUGCCGGACGUGCAUAGACUCUAAGGGUGCUUGUGGAUUUAGUCAAACCUCAAGUAGAUUCGUCUGCUAUUAUAGGCAAGAGCCACAAAACCCUACUAGAAACAAGGUAAUAUUAAAACUAUUUUUUAUCGUUAUUUAUGUCUUAGGCAUUGGGGCUGCUUCCUUUGCAAUGAUGGGCGUAAUUCUUGUAGUCACAUGUUUGAACUGUCUCAUCAGACGGCAAAGAAAGACAUUGAAUGAUCCAAGAAUGAGGACAUCAGAUGAUUCAAGACAACAGAAUCUAAAGGCCCUUAUUCCACUGAAACACUAUAGCUACGCGCAAGUAACGAGUAUAACGAAGUCAUUCGCCGAAGUGAUUGGAAAAGGCGGAUUUGGAACUGUUUAUAGAGGAACACUUUAUGACGGUCGUAGUGUUGCUGUGAAAGUCUUAAAAGAGUCGCAGGGUAAUGGUGAAGACUUCAUCAAUGAAGUUGCAAGCAUGAGCCAAACUUCGCAUGUCAACAUUGUUACCCUCCUAGGAUUCUGCUCUGAAGGUUACAAGAGAGCAAUUAUUUACGAAUUUAUGGAAAACGGGUCUCUUGAUAAGUUCAUCUCAAGCAAGAAGUCAUCAACUAUGGACUGGAGGGAACUAUAUGGGAUCGCGUUAGGCGUUGCUCGUGGUCUAGAGUACUUACACCAUGGUUGCAGAACAAGGAUUGUACAUUUCGACAUAAAACCACAGAAUGUACUCUUAGAUGACAAUCUUUCCCCGAAAGUUUCAGACUUUGGCCUUGCUAAGCUAUGCGAGAGGAAAGAAAGUAUCUUGUCACUAAUGGACACAAGAGGAACGAUAGGGUACAUUGCACCCGAAGUGUUUUCAAGAGUGUACGGUAGAGUCUCCCACAAGUCAGAUGUGUAUAGCUAUGGAAUGUUGGUUCUUGAUAUAAUAGGAGCUAGGAACAAAACAUCAACCGAGGACACUACAUCAAGCACAAGCUCAAUGUACUUUCCCGAAUGGAUAUAUAGGGAUCUUGAAAAGGCACACAAUGGAAAGAGUAUCGAGACUGCAAUCAGUAACGAAGAAGAUGAGAUAGCAAAGAAGAUGACGUUGGUAGGUUUGUGGUGUAUUCAGCCUUGGCCAUUAGAUCGCCCAGCAAUGAAUAGAGUCGUAGAGAUGAUGGAAGGAAACCUGGAUGCUCUUGAAGUCCCUCCUAGGCCUGUUUUGCAGCAAAUCCCCACAGCAACUCUUCAAGAAUCUUCUACUUUUUCAGAGGAUAUCUCGGCAUACACAGAAAUAUGCUCCAUAAAUGUUGCAUAA
Molecule: messenger RNA, 2006 nt
Organism: Arabidopsis thaliana (thale cress)
Lineage: Eukaryota; Viridiplantae; Streptophyta; Magnoliopsida; Brassicales; Brassicaceae
Product: Protein kinase superfamily protein
Exons: 2
Coding region: 6-2006 (666 amino acids)
Cellular component (GO): membrane
Molecular function (GO): ATP binding; protein serine/threonine kinase activity; polysaccharide binding
Source: RefSeq, marked reviewed